This is a messenger RNA of Pimephales promelas (fathead minnow), 3719 nucleotides long. Lineage: Eukaryota; Metazoa; Chordata; Actinopteri; Cypriniformes; Leuciscidae. The record is from RefSeq and is a predicted model, not a curated record.
CUUCCUCUGAUCAAGAAGGCAACGGGGAAUUCAGCCAUAGGAUGAUGAUCAGACAGACGUGAGCAACCAGAAGACGAUCGACUGAAGAAUAAAGAAAGAUUCAGAGGAGAAAACAGAAUAUCAACAUGUCGACCGCUGUGAUUGUUGCUCACAAUCCUCGCAGGAGACAGAGCAUAGACCAACCUCCUUUCAUGAGGAUUGUUCUGCUGGGGAAGAGUGUGUCAGAAAACAGUCGAGUGGGAAACUUCAUAUUAGGACGAGCAGCGUUUGACAGUGAAGCUCCUCCAGAUGUUGUAGAGAGAGUCGGAGGAAGAUUGAAGGACAGACACGUGAUCCUCAUCAACAGUCCUCAGCUGCUCGAAACACACCUGUCACUUCAUCAGAUCACGAAGACCGUGAGAGAGUGUGUGUAUCUGUCAGAUCCAGGACCUCAUGUGAUCGUUCUGCUCCUCAAACAUGAACAGUGUUCAGCAGAAGAUCAAGAGUGUGUGGAGAAGGUGCUGGACUCUUUCUCUGAGCGGGUUUAUCAACACACCAUGGUGCUCACGACACAAGAGCCGACUGAAACCGACGACAUCCUACAGAAAAUCAUUCAGAAAUGCUGCAACAGACGCUUCAGUCUUCAGGGAAACAGCUCUCCUGAUGAUCUUCUACAGACGUUUGAGGACAUUAAGCAAAUGAAUGAUGGACGGCAUCUGGAUUGUGCUGAAGCUUCACAGUGUUUCAUAACGAAGCAACAGGACACAGAAAUACUUUCAGAAGGGGAGAAGCUGAAUCUGGUUGUGUGUGGGAGCGACGGCACAUUAAAGUCCUCCAUAUCAGAGCAGAUCCUGCAGCAGACAGACAAAAGAUCAGACGUUGAUCUUCAUGGUCGUGUGAUCCGUCUAGUGGAGCUUCCAGCUCUGUUCAACACUCGACUCUCAGAGCAGGAAGUGAUGCGUCAGACUCUCCGCUGUGUGUCUCUCUGUGAUCCUGGAGUUCAUGUUUUCCUCCUCAUUAUUCCUGACACUCCACUCAAUAAUGAAGACAAAGCAGAAAUAGAGGAGAUCCAGAGGAUCUUCGGCUCCAGAAUCAACAAACACAUCAUGAUCCUCAUAAUGCAGAAUUCAGAGCAUCAGACAGCAGAACUCAAUGAGGAAACACUGUCUGCCAUUGAGAGGUUUGGAGGACGACACCAUUUCUUUGGUCCCACCACACAAGUGUCCACAUUGAUGGAGAACAUUGAGAAGAUGCUGGAAGAAAACAGAGGAGAGUUUUUCUCUAUAGAGACAUUUCUGGAGGCACAGAUGAAAAAACUGAUGAAAUAUGAAGAGAUGAAAAAGAAAAGUCAUUCACUAGAGACACAUUUAUUCUCACAAGACAGUGAAGAUGAACUGAGGAUUGUGCUGCUAGGAAAAACUGGAGUUGGGAAAAGCGCCACAGGAAACACCAUCUUAGGAAGAAAUGCUUUUAAAGCCGAGGAAUCUUUUGAAUCAGUGACCAGUGAGAGUCAGAGAGAAACAUCUGACAUCAACGGUCGACGUGUCACUGUGAUCGACACUCCAGGACUGUUUGAUACUGAACUCACUAAUGAAGAGAUCCAGAGAGAAAUCAGACACUGCAUCUCCAUGAUCCUGCCUGGACCGCAUGUGUUUCUCUUACUGAUUCCACUGGGACGAUUCACUAAAGAAGAACAAGAAUCAGUGAAGAUCAUCCAAGAGACGUUUGGUGAGAAGUCUUUAAUGUUCACCAUAGUGCUCUUCACCAGAGGAGAUGAUCUGAAGAACAAAACCAUUGAUCAGUGUUUGGGAAAACCUGGAUCUGUGAUCAGAAACCUGAUUGAAGUGUGUGGAAACAGAUAUCAUGUGUUCAAUAAUAAUCAGACUGAAGACCGAACACAGGUGACUGAUCUACUGGAGAAGAUAGACAACAUGGUGAACGCAAACGGAGGGAGUUUCUACUCGUGUAAGAUGUUCAGACAGAUGGAGAGAGAACAACAAGAACAACAGAUGAAGAUCCUGAUGGACAGAGUGGAGCAACUGAACAGAGAAAGAGAAGAACUGAUGAAGAAACAAGAGGAAGAGAAAGAGAGAAUGAAGAUCACGAUGGAGGAAGAACAACAGAAUCAUGAGAAAGAGAGAAAGAGAAGAGAAGAGGAACUCAAAAGAGAAAUAAGAGAACAAGAGAAACUUCAGAGAGAGAUACGAGACGAGAUGAGACGAGAACAAGAGACAUUUAAACAUGAAAUAGAGGAAAUGAAGGAAGAAAAAGAGAAACUUCAGAUCAAAUACAACACAGAAAUAGACAGAAUGGAGAAUCAGAUGAAGAAAAGACUAGACGAAUAUACAGAAAGAGAAGAACAAUAUAAAACACAAAUAAAAGAGAAAGAGAGAGAGAUCAGAGAGGAGAUGAAGAGAGAGCGAGAGGAAUGGGAGAAACAGAAACUAGAGGAAAAGAUGAGAAGAGAAGAAGAGGAUGAGAAAAGAAGAGAGAAAGAACUGAGAGUUUGGGAUGAAUUUAAUGAUCGACUGAAACGAGAGAGAGAGAGAAUGGAAAGAGAGAAAGUAGAUCUUCAAUCUAAACAUGAAGAAGAAGAAAACAAGAUGAAGAUCCUGAUGGAGAAAAUGACCAGCGAAAGAGAAGAACUGAUGAAGAAACAUGAAGAAGAGAAAGAGAGAAUAAAGAUGAAGAUGGAGGAAGAACGACAGAAUUAUGACGAAGAGAGAAAGAGAAGAGAAGAGGAAGAUAAAAAGAUGAGGGAGAGAGAAAAACAGAUUUCUGAUGAACAGAUUCAGAGACUCAAGAGUGAAAUGGAGGGAAUAGUCAGAGAGAAAGAAAGAAUAGAAAGAGAGAGACGAGAACAGCUAGAGGAUUUAGAGAAGAGUCUGAAAGAAGAAAGAAACAUGAGAGAAGAUCAACAAAAGUCUUUUAAAGAGAAACUGAAACUCCAUGAAGAACAGCAUGAAGAUGAACUGAAGAGAAGACGAGAGGAGUGGAGAGAGGAAUAUGAGAGAGAGAAAGAGAUGAAGAUCUGCACUGAAACUGAUGAUUCACUACAGGGAGACACAGCACAUCUAUUUCGCAGACUUCAUCUUCACAGGAACAAUAACCUGAGAGUUGCAGAUGUUCUUCAGAUAACUGAACAUUCAUUACAGUCCCAAGAGUCUUGUGCUGAAGAGGAACUGAGUCAGACGUUCAUUCAAAAACUACUGAUGAUGAACUACAGAGCAAGAUACAUCAGUGUUAAAGAGAACAAUGAACAGGAUCAAACACAACAAAGAGACACUGACUCAUCUGAAGACAUUGGUGAUAUAUUCCAAGCAGUGUCAGUGUCUAACAAAGGAACAAAUCAAUCUGAUUGCAUUCACCCGAUGGAUGUUCAAAUGGCCGUGUUUCAUUGUGCUGAUGGUUUCCUGAAUCAGUUGAUGGUCACUAAACUGUCCCAGUGUCAGUACGCUCUGCCUCUGCUUGUUCCUGAUCCAGACACACAACAGAUUGAGUUUCCUCUCUGGACAUUCAGACAAAUCAACAAGAGCUGGAAGAGGAGAACCACCAACAAUGAAAUCAUCAGUCAAAUCCAGCCAAUCUACAAGGCAGAAACUCCAAUGGUCUGUUUCUUCAGGUUUGGCUCUGUGUCUUCAUCCAAGUCUCAGCUGAUGAACAGUCUGAUCAAUGAGAAACACAACACGUUCUUCCACAGGAACUGUCCAGGCAGCAGCAGAACCAGAGUCCUGAUGGAU